Epithele typhae is the source of this 1032-nucleotide messenger RNA. RefSeq lists its product as uncharacterized. The record is from RefSeq and is a predicted model, not a curated record. The transcript has 2 exons. Lineage: Eukaryota; Fungi; Basidiomycota; Agaricomycetes; Polyporales; Epitheliaceae. Bases 1 to 1032 code for a protein of 343 amino acids.
AUGCUCGAAGAUAUGCUGAAGUGGGGGCUAGGUGUCCUCGAGGGUGUUAGUGCAGGCAUGUAUUCUCGCCUUCGCGGCUUCGUCCGCGACAACACCGAGUUUAUCAUCAAACCCGCUCCCUCUCCCGUUCCCGAUGCCCCCAAGCCGCUUCCCUCCGCGACGUCUGCAUUUAUCCCGCGAUGCCCAGCCCCGGAUGCGAUCGUGGUCUGCUCGGACGACGUCAGGUUCGACGUCCACAAACUGAUGAUCGCCCUCCACAUGCCUCGUCUUGCCGCGCAGCCUGCCCCGAACGACCAGCCUCGCGUUGAACCUCCGCUUCUUCCUCUUUACCGCAUCGACGCCCCUUCUGCUUCAUUUUUCGAUGUCCUUGGAAUCGCAUAUCAAGAGGCGGACAUUGACUCCUGGGAUCUCGACCGGCUUCUACCAGUCAUGGCAACAAUACGUAAAUACGGCAUGGAACGGAUCUCUCGUACCAUGUUUCCCAUGUGGAAGAAGGCAGCGGCAACGUCGCCUUUGCACGCCUACUUUGCCGCCCUCCAGCACGGUUUAAGUGACACCGACAUCCGAGCAGCUGCGCGGGCGACCCUGACCUUGUCAAACAUUGACGAUGCAUACGACAAGAGUAUGGAGGAUGUCACCGCGAGUGCUUACCAUCAUCUUCUGCGCUACCACUCCGACGUCGCUCAGUCCGUGCAGAGAUCGUUGCUACCUAUCGAAACCAACUGGAAAGACGGGGUUCACUCCUUCUUCCCAAAAAGCAUCUACGCCACCGACGCCCACAGCUUUUGCAACGCUGUCCUGGGCUGGUUACCUCCCAAGCUGAAAUCCUCUGUUUCUCCAGUAGGCCCUGCGCAGAUCAAGUCAUCCUUCACAGUCUCCGCGAUGCUGCAGGACGCCUCGUUUCCUCAAUGGAUAACCUACAUCUCCGCACCGCCUACUCGAGCACAGUUCAUCUCUACGUUGCAAAUGGUGGAAGAUACGCUACCUGGUAAGGUGGACGAAGGGACAGAAAAGGUUGCACUUGUCAUUUGA